Molecule: messenger RNA, 907 nt
Organism: Tinamus guttatus (white-throated tinamou)
Lineage: Eukaryota; Metazoa; Chordata; Aves; Tinamiformes; Tinamidae
Source: RefSeq, a predicted model, not a curated record
AGCAGAUGUGAACUGCAUGCACGGCACGCUGAAACCGCUGCACUGCGCCUGUAUGGUGUCUGACGCCGACUGUGUGGAGCUGCUGCUGCAGAAGGGAGCCGAGGUCAACGCCCUGGACGGCUACAACCGGACGGCCCUGCACUACGCGGCGGAGAAGGACGAGACGUGCGUGGAGAUCCUGCUGGAGUACGGCGCCGACCCCAACGCGCUGGACGGCAACAAGGACACGCCGCUGCACUGGGCCGCCUUCAAGAACAACGCGGAGUGCGCGCGGGCGCUGCUGGAGAGCGGCGCCCGCGUCAACGCGCGCGACUACAACGAGGACACGCCGCUGAGCUGGGCCGCCAUGAAGGGCAACCUGGAGAGCGUGAGCGUCCUGCUCGACUUCGGCGCCGAGGCGCGCGUGGUCAACCUCAAAGGGCAGACGCCCAUCUCGCGCCUCGUGGCGCUGCUCGUGCGGGGCCUGGGCACGGCGCGCGAGGAUUCCUGCUUCGAGCUGCUCCACCGCGCCGCCGGACACGUGGAGCUGCGCCGCAACGGCCACAUGCCCCGCGAGGUGACGCGGGAUCCGCAGCUCUGCGAGCGGCUCACGCGGCUCUGCUCGGCGCCGGGCACGCUGAAGACGCUGGCGCGCCGCGCCGUGCGCCAGGCCGCGUUCCCCCCUCGUCCUCACGUGCCGCUCGCCCGCCUGCGUUUCCUGCGGCUCCGAUCCGCGCCGGGAGAGCGGGAUGCUCCGGUGCCGCUCGUGUUCCGGGCGGACUCGGCUCCUCCCGAGCUCUCUCCCUUGGGUUUGAGCUGCGUCCUCCCUGGACUCAACCCGUCCCCCGUUAACCCGCGGCAAAUCGGAUCCCGGCUCCUCCUUUUCCGAAGGCCCGGGGGCAGGAGGCUGGGAGAGGCUCUGCAGUGA